GAAGGUAUGAAUGAGAGUGGGAAAAGGAUUGCUCUUCUUUUCUUAGAAUAGAUUGGGAAAUGGAAAAGCAUUCACCUUUUUCUUAUUAACUAUGAAACGGGGUUUCUUUUCCAGUUUAGAGCAGAUAAUUUGUGUCUGUGAUUGAUUAAGAAAUUAUGAUUUUAGGUUAGAAAUCAAUGUAAGAACAAGAUCAUCCAAUUCUUGUUCUAUUCACUUUUUUAUUCCCUAAAAGUUAGCAGCGAUUUGGCUUUCCAAAUUAUAAUGACUAUAAGCUUAAGCAAAUUUGUUGAUAUUGUUGGAGUAAAGGAGAGUAAUUAUUGAGUUGCCUUCUAGUUGAUUAGUUUGUUAGGACUGGACUGGAUUGUGUAUGGAGGUCAGUGCAAAGACUGGAUAUUAUUGUGUUUGUUACAUUAAGUAGGCCUUCAAAAACUGGCAUUUAAGGGCAUCCCAUUUUACCAUAAAUCCAUGUGCAUGUGCUGUACUAAGUGUUCUCACCGAUGAGUUUAUGCAAAUUAUGCUGUAGCUUGGUCUGCAGAGAUUACCAGACUACUGUUGUUGUGCUUUAAGAAUUAUAGUGAAACCUUGCAUGAUGGAAAUCGAGUGGCCCCUGUACCUGUAAUUGAAAUCUCUAUCAUAAAUUCUCAGCCUUGACAAUGUAACGUGUUUUAGAAUUAGUGUCUCCGCUACAUGAGAUAAACAUAUAUUCAAGUGGCUUGUUAUGGUACAAAAGCCCCUCGAAGUUCUGCUUGUUUCACCUUUAAGCAACUCUGAAAGAGGCUGGAGCCAGUAUUCCUUUCCUUUAAAAACUAUUCCUUUCCUUUCCUUUCACCUCCUCCAUUUCCAUCCAGCCAUGAUGGCAGCCCUUCAGACCGAUCAGCUCAAGCAGCUCAAGGACAUCUUCAUUCGCUUCGACAUGGAUUCCGAUGGCAGCCUCACGCAGCUGGAGCUCGCUGCGCUUCUACGUUCUCUUGGCCUCAAACCUACAGGUGAUCAACUUCAUGUUCUGUUAUCAAACAUGGAUGCUAAUGGAAAUGGUUAUGUUGAGUUUGAUGAGUUGGUCAGUGCUAUAUUGCCUGAUAUGAAUGAAGAAGUAUUGAUCAACCAGGAGCAGUUGUUGGAGGUUUUCCGAUCAUUUGACAGGGAUGGCAAUGGAUUCAUUACUGCUGCUGAGCUUGCAGGAUCAAUGGCUAAAAUGGGACACCCUUUGACGUAUCGUGAGCUAUCAGAUAUGAUGAGAGAGGCUGACACCAAUGGAGAUGGUGUUUUGAGUUUUAAUGAGUUUGCAAACGUCAUGGCAAAAUCUGCUGCUGAUUUUCUUGGCAUCAAAGUUCCAUAGAGCCUGAUCGAUGAUGGGUAUGGUCUUGUUAAUACAUGGACAUGGACGUGGCGGGGAUCUGCAAUAUCCAUUAAUGUGUCAUUAGCAUUUUGUUCUCUGAUGGGGAUCUGCAAUAUCAUUGAUGGUUUGGCAUGAUCCGAUGACCUUUUCCUUUCACGUAUUUUUUUCUUUCAUCUUUCUCGUAAUUUCAUGUGUGCGUAGAUGUAAUUCUUUUAAGAUCUGGUCAUAGGAUACCUGUAAACAAGAUGGAACGAGGAGAGACCUGAAUCCCACUUGAAACAUCGUUAACACAACUUGUAGAUUGCAUAAUGUUAUAUUUAUUGUAGUGGUUGGAAUUGUCGACAUAAAUAAAUAACAUGAAAACGACAUUUUGUCUACCA
Molecule: messenger RNA, 1716 nt
Organism: Populus euphratica (Euphrates poplar)
Lineage: Eukaryota; Viridiplantae; Streptophyta; Magnoliopsida; Malpighiales; Salicaceae
Product: probable calcium-binding protein CML15
Exons: 2
Coding region: 719-1336 (205 amino acids)
Molecular function (GO): calcium ion binding
Source: RefSeq, a predicted model, not a curated record